AUGCAUAGUCAGUUAGCUCUAAGACAUGUUCAGCUGGCAGUGGGUGGCCUUCACAACAAUGUUCCUGAAAUAAGCAUGCUUAGAAGUGCAGCUCCUAGAGAUACAGGGAAAUCUCCAAUCUCCCAGGCUCCUACCUCUGGCAUGCCUUUUAAGGAACAGCAUUUGAAACAGCUCAGAGCCCAAUGCCUGGUCUUUUUGGCUUUCAGGAAUGGUUUGAUGCCAAAGAAAGUGCAUCUCGAAAUUGCACUUGGAAACUUUUUUCCCAAAGAAGAUGGACCUCCCAAAGAGCUGAUUGACAAUAGAGGGAAAGAUCAAUAUAUCAAUGAAGUUGGCAGCAUUCCUGAGGUAACGGUGCCAUUUGGAAGACUAGAUAAUGCAAGUGAAAGAGAUAGAAGAAUCCCUCCAGGCCCUUCUCCUACUGGAUCACUUGCAGAGGGAAAUCUUUCUAAGGAAGCUGAGAAGACAACCAUGAUGGAAGACAAAAAUGAUCAGCCUUAUGGUCUGUCAGAACGCGCAGAAGAAAGGAAUCAUCUUUUAGGAGGAAGAAAACUGGAGGAUGAGGCUGGAACCCAGGAAACAUCAGAAUCACGGGCAUUUGCUGUCAAGGGGCCACAACCUGAUUCAAAAUCAAGGGGUAUAGCAGUCAUUAAUCAAGGAAAUGAUUUGGACAGCCACCAUGGACAAACUGGAAUGGCAAACCGAGCUUCCCCUAUUAUGGGCAUAGUGGAAGAUGGGAAAGAUAAUACUCCACUUUGAUCUCAAACUAUUGAUGACGGAUAUAUUCAAGGAAAUCGUCAUGGUGAUGUUUACUUGCCUAGUAUUCCAUUAAGAGAACAUUGGAAUCCCAUGCCAGGAGUGGAUGGACAACAUCAUCCAGUGAUACCAAUUAAGGAUUCCAGCGUGUUGUUAAAAAAUGGGCAACAAGGUGACAACCAUACCUCUUGACCAAAUUCUUCUCGUAUUAGUUACUUUUGUGAUGUUAAUGCUUCUUGUUACAUAAGAGUUUCACAUGAUGCAAAAUAUUCAAAUAUUAUGGAAAAUGUAUGCAAAGUAGUUCCCAUUGAUGAUGCUCUAAAAAUGGAAUCCCUUUUUAGCACUUGAAACAGAUCGAGAAGAGGAAGAUAUUUCAGUU
Molecule: messenger RNA, 1132 nt
Organism: Ilex paraguariensis (yerba mate)
Lineage: Eukaryota; Viridiplantae; Streptophyta; Magnoliopsida; Aquifoliales; Aquifoliaceae
Source: the annotation of a GenBank genome assembly